Molecule: messenger RNA, 821 nt
Organism: Suillus subalutaceus
Lineage: Eukaryota; Fungi; Basidiomycota; Agaricomycetes; Boletales; Suillaceae
Exons: 1
Source: RefSeq, a predicted model, not a curated record
GGAUGGUCAAGCCUAAACAGCUGCGCCAGGCCCAAGAAGACAAAAUCAAGAAGGCCUGCACAAAGCUUCAGGAAGAUCAGCAAGCCGGCAACAAACCGAACAUCAAGAGAACUGCAGUUUACUAUGGUGUUCCUGAGAGCACUUUUCGUGAUCGCUUUCGUGGUGCUCGCAAGUCUCUUAGUGAUGCUCACAAGCACCAGCAGCUGCUCUCAGAGCACAAAGAGCGAGUGCUUGUGGAUUGGAUCGAGCACCUUGAUGCUGCAGGCAACCCAAUCAGUAAACGGACCAUCAAACAGAAGUGUUACGCACUCUGCAAGAAGAUGCCAUCAAGGGCCUGGAUAUAAUGCUGAACGUAUUGCACUAAUUCAAGAACACCUUGAUGGUCACCCCCAGUUGAAGGACAAUAUGAAAUUUGCUGGUCUUUAUGGUCGGGCCCCUCGCGGACAGAAGCGCACGCACACGCACACAAGCACAACUGACGAGAACGUAGCACCGGCAAGUGCCACUGUCGAGCAACCUGAGCAUCCUGCAGUUCGUCGUCGACUGAACGAGCAUCACCCAUUUACUCCGAGUUCCCAACACAAUUUACAUAUACCUGGUACACAUUAUCAUACUCUUCAUCCUUAUUCUUAUGCUGAUCAUCAACCUGCGCCACCUCAACAACUACACCUACCUUAUAAUUCACGCUAGCCCUCGAGAUUAAGUACCUGUCAUCAUACCUUACUUUCAUAUAGUCAACUGUAACAUACUUGCAUAUCUUCCCGUACAUUUCACAUACUAUCAUUCUGUCUGAUUUUACAAGAUAUUAUUGUGCAUCUCAA